This is a messenger RNA of Thlaspi arvense, 2622 nucleotides long. NCBI's taxonomy places the organism in Eukaryota, Viridiplantae, Streptophyta, Magnoliopsida, Brassicales, Brassicaceae. The record is from the annotation of a GenBank genome assembly.
AGCAAAAUUGAAGCUUCAAAAGAAGAAAGAAAGAGACAAACCGGGCAAUAUCAAUUUGAAAAGCCCCCGCUUCACAAUUUGGUUUCCGCGGAAAUGGAGUCUCUGGGUCGGCACUCUUACAGCCGGAAGGAGAAAUCUCUCGGGGUUUUAGUCUCCAAUUUCCUGAAGCUGUACAAUCGAGACGACAUUGAUCUGAUUGGGCUCGAUGAUGCCGCCGGGAAAUUAGGAGUUGAACGUCGGCGUAUAUAUGAUGUGGUUAAUAUAUUGGAGAGCAUUGGGCUUGUAGCGAGAAGAGGGAAGAAUCAGUAUUCGUGGAAAGGUUUUGGAGAAGUUCCUCGUGCUCUAAGUGAACUCAAAGAAGAAGGAAUGCGAGAGAAGUUUGGCAUCAUCCCAUGUGUGACCAACUCAGAGAUGGUCUUGUAUGACCAAGUAAGAGAAGAACCUUUGAAGUUAACUCCUGAUGAUCAAGAAAACUCACCAUCCCCCAAACUUGACAGCAAGAAGGAGAAAUCUCUCUGGGUUCUUGCACAGAACUUUGUGAAGCUAUUUCUAUGUUCUGAUGAUGAUCUGAUAACACUUGAUGGCGCUACAAAAGCAUUGUUGAAUGUAUCUCAGGAUCCCAUGAACAUGAGAACUAAAGUUAGACGCCUUUACGACAUUGCAAAUGUGUUUUCCUCAAUGAAUUUAAUCGAAAAGACUCAUAUCCCACAGACGAGGAAACCGGCAUAUCGGUGGUUAGGAGCCAGAGCUAUAUCCGAAAGCAAUUUCCUUGCUGCUCCUGCAAGCCUAUGUGAUCGUAAUGAGCCUAAGAAGCGGGUUUUCGGGACCGAGAUCACAAACGUUAACACAAAGAGACACAAAACAGAUUGUUCUGAAGACCGCAAGCAGUACGGAAAUCAAAACACAUGCAGUGUGAUCAAGCAAGAACAAUGUGAUUCGAAACCAGCCGUGAAGAGCAUUGCGUUUGGACCCGCAGGUACUUCUAAGAAGAACAAUGAAGGAAACAACAGUAACCAGAGACUUGAAGAUCUUGAGACCCUUUCUUCUACCUACAAACUACAGUAUUGCAAUCAUGAGUUAAUUGGUCUGCUUGGGCACUACACAGAGACAUGGAGGUCAUGGCAUGCAGAGUUUGCCAACGCAUAUCACGCAGCCACACAGCGGAGAGAGAAAGGGAAGAGACAGAGAGCUCGAGGCGCUAAUUUAAUGGCGGCCACAUCAGCUCGAGCCUUCAUGCUCUUCCGUGUAACGGACGUGUCACGGAAGAAGCUGAUCCUUCACCAACCUCCACCGUCGUCUCCUCGCCGGUUACCGCGUUCUCCCAACCGUGCGGUGUCUUCUGCUGUCAUUAGCUGUCUCAGCGGAGGCGGAGUUUCCUCCGACGAUUCAUACGUGUCUACUCGCCGGUCGAAGCUGGACCGAGGUUUCGCUGUGAUCGCGAAUCUGGUGAAUCGGAUCCAGCCGCUGGAUACCUCCGUAAUCUCCAAAAGCUUAUCCGAUUCGGCUAAAGACUCGAUGAAGCAGACGAUAUCGUCUAUGCUCGGGCUCCUCCCUUCCGAUCAAUUCUCCGUCUCCGUUACCAUCUCCGAGCAGCCUCUGUAUCGCCUCCUUAUUUCUUCCAUCAUCACCGGGUAUACAUUGUGGAAUGCGGAGUAUCGUGUAUCACUGACUAGGAAUUUCGAUAUACCGAUUGAUCCUAGAAAGGAAGAUGAUCAAUCUUCGAAAGACAGUGUCGGGUUUGGAUCGGAGAGUGGAGUGAGUGAGGAUUUAGGGAAUUGUGUUGAGGAAUUAGAGAGAAUGAGUCCUCAGGUGUUCGGGGACUUAUCACCGGAAGCGUUGAGUUAUAUUCAGCAGUUGCAGUCUGAGUUAUCGAGCAUGAAAGAGGAGCUAGAUACACAAAAGAAGAAAGCUUUACAGAUAGAAUGUGAGAAAGAAAGCAAGAAUGAUUUGUUGGAGUACUUGCGUUCCUUAGAUCCUGAGAUGGUGACGGAGCUAUCUCAACUAUCUUCACCAGAAGUUGAAGAAAUCGUGAGCCAACUUGUUCAAAACGUGAUGCAGAGGAUCUUCGAAGACCAGGCUACUUCAGCUUUCAUGCAAGAUCCUGUCAAAAGGGCUGCAGAAGGUGGUGGCGAUGGAACUGGUAGGAAAGUAGACACGUCCAGGGAUUAUCUUGCAAAGCUCCUUUUCUGGUGCAUGCUAUUGGGACAUCAUUUAAGAGGUUUGGAGAAUAGAUUACAUCUCAGCUGUGUUGUUGGGUUGCUGUAAAAUUAAAGAAUCAGAAAACAGAGGACAAAAAAAAAGAAAAGACACCAUGUAUAUUCUUCUUCUCUUCCCUCCCAUUUUGAGUUCUUUAAUCUAAGCGUUAAGUUAUAAUCAGUCCCUGAAAUUUUCUACAUCUUUUGAGUUCUUCCAAUUAGGUUUGAAGAGUAGUUUUUACUCCCACUGGUAAUAUAGAUCUGUUAAAGGUACAUCUUAUACAAAGUUAUUCUACCAGCAGGAUUAGUGUUGAGAUAUUAAUCCGAAAUUUUGUGGUUAUAUAUGCAUCUUCAUUUUGCUAUUUAUAGCGUUGGUAGAUUUGAUGAUAUUCAUAUGUCUUUCUAGCUAGAAAAGCGUCUUAACGCU